Molecule: messenger RNA, 445 nt
Organism: Harmonia axyridis
Lineage: Eukaryota; Metazoa; Arthropoda; Insecta; Coleoptera; Coccinellidae
Exons: 3
Coding region: 1-402 (133 amino acids)
Cellular component (GO): nucleus
Source: RefSeq, a predicted model, not a curated record
AUGUUCCGGAAAAUUCACUCAAGUGUUCACGUUUCGCAAAGUCUUUGGGAGAAAAUCACCUCCCAAUUAAAUAAGGUUCCAACCGGAACCCAAAAAGACUGGAAGAAAUGGAGAAAGACUUGGCAAGAUUUGAAAAAGGGAGCGAAAGCGAAGGAUGCCGCUAUAAGGAAGCAUUCGAGACAGACAGGAGGGGGUCCACCUACAUCUAUGCAGUUAACAGAAGUAGAUAACGAGGUACUUCAAUUGAUCCCCGAUGUCCAGAAAAGAGAGGUGGACUAUGAAGUUGAAGAGAUAUUUGACUUGAAUGAAGACAUUAAUGUUGUUCAUCCCCUGUCAGAAGGAACAAUAGAAAUAUCCACGUCGACAGAAGAGGUGGUCGCAGAGGAACAGGUAAAGUAUUAGAUUUUUUAACAUCUACCAUGUUACUGUAAUAAGUGCAACACAA